CUUUUAUGUCUUCAAGCAUCAAUCAUUACAAGUACACUUGUGCUUCUAAUUAAAAUACAAUAUUAGAUUAAGAGACUGUUGAUGUAUCUGAUGUUGAAAAUUAUCAUGCAUUAGAAAUCAAGAGUUUGGAUUAUCUGUUUGUAUGCAAAAAAUCUUCUAAGUGUCUCUACUUAGUAUCAUGUAUCAAUAGCUCUGAAAAAUACUAUCUGAAUUCAGAUAAAGAUAUAUCGGAUUUCGUCCUUGUGUAUUUUGCGCAUACAUAUUAUCUAAUAAUUAUCCAAAAUAAUGAGAAUAUUUAAUUUUUCAAAAUUGAUUGCCAAUAUCAAUUUUCUUUGGCAACUGAACUCAAAAUUGAAGGAUUGUAAUAACCUAAAUUAUAUUGUUCACAAUAGAUAGGUGCAAUAUUGAUUGAUAAUACAUAAAUAUAUCUACUUCAAUUAGACAAUAAAAUAAUCAAAUCGUAAUUGAAACAAGCAGCUAAAUAAGUGAUUGUUACAAAAUGUUUAAAAUACAUAUUUAUACUUACUCAAGAUUCAAAAUUGUAAGUUCUCAAUUCAAAAACAUUAUAAAUCAUCAAUGAACAUAAUCUUAAAUAUACAGAAUCAGAGCCCUUGAGGUUUUAAUUGUUUGAACUCAACAAUUAAAUUGCUCUAUUUACAAUUACAUUAGAAAAAAGGAUCAUAUUUUGGACUUUCGAAAAAGAAGAUUUACAUACUUCAAGCCUUUUGCCAAAUGAAUCUGUCAAAUUUAAAUUUAGUUCAAGCAAAUAAGAAGUAGAAUUAAUUGAUUUUCAAAUAGAUUCAACGUAAAACUUUCUUUUCAUUCUAUAUCAGACAUAAGAAAUGGCAGUACAGAUUUAUGUGGCUCAAUUGAAUCAAUCUCAAAUUUAGAAGAAAGAAUAGAGCAAAAUUAAACAUAUCAAAAAGUUUGUUAAGGAAAGAUCAACAUCUUCAUUCUUUAUAUAAUUCAUAAUACCACCUGAAUAAAACCAAAAGUUCUUACAUGGUGGAAAUAACUGCUAAUCAGAGCAAGAAUAUUUAGAAUUUUAAUAAGGAUUUAAGGAUUUCUAAAAUCAAGUCUUAGAAUUCACAGAUCAUGAAUUGCCUUAUAUUUUUGGAUUAUAAUCUGAGAAGAGGGAUAAAAUUGAUUUGUGCUGGUUUUAUAGUGAUCUUGUGCUUGGUGCAGUAUUACCAGAGAACUUACUUUAAUUGUAUGACUAAAAUACUUCAAAAAAGCAAGGCUCCAGUAUUAUUCAAUAAUCUCAAUUAAUCCCACCUCCCUAUAUAAAAGAAGAAGAUGUAAGGCAAUUAUAAAAGUAAUAAUAAUGGGAAAACAAUAACCAAUAGAAUAAUAGUGGUGAAAUUGACCCACUGGUUAAAGCAAAUAAUAUUAUUGAAAAUGAACUCAUCCCAAAAGUUUAAUAGUGUUAACAAUAGCAGUAAUUCUAAAUGAUAAGCAAUGAUGUGAAGAAAGAUCUAAUAGAAGACAUUACAUUCAUUUUUGACAUCAAAGAUUUGAUUGAAAGCCAAGUAAAGACGGAACUAGAUAAGCAAGGCUAAAAUGAUUAAUAAGCAUUACUCAAAUUAGAACAACAAUUUAAAUAGGAUUUGUGCUAAUUAGAAACUAGAAUGGAAGAAAUGGUUACCCAGAAUCUGGAAUUAUAUCAAUAGACAUGUGAAAACUUUUUGAUGGAUAAUUUUAAUUAGUCAUAUUUCGAGUAAUUGAUAGAUGAUAGAAUAGGCAGUCAUCUUAAAGUGUUGGCUAAUCAAUAAAUAUCUUAGCCAGAAUGUACACAAAUAGUCUAAAAUUCAACUAAUGAUUAUUUAAAGGAACAAAUUGGACAACUUUACUAGGUUGAGUUAGCAAAAAUGUCUCAAGGAGUAGUGUUAAUAUUUGAAAAGGUAAUUUAAUACUUCAAUGACAUGUAAUUCAUAGACUAAACAAAAUUGGUGAAUUUUAAUGCAUUCAUUGACAGUUCUACUCAAUAACUUCAAACUUUGAGUAAAAACAUUGCCUAACUGGCUGAAAAUAAUAGGCCAGGACAAGAUGCUCUGUAGAAAUUGGAUUAGUUGAUUUAAUAAACUGAAUUUAUGGUAAAAUAAUAUGAGGAUGCAAAGAAAGGGCUCAAGUUAGCAGAAUUUUAGUAAUAACAACCUUAAUAAUAAUAAAACUUUUAAUCUGAGGAUAGAUUGUAGAAGAUUGAGGAGCACAUUGUGAAAUUAAGAAAUGAUUUAUAAGUGUUAACUUAAAAUUAAUAAGUGUAAAUACAGCCUGUAACAGGAAUGGAUUAAUUCAUUAAAGGGAUGGCUGCUUAAUUAACAUAAUUGUAGAUCAAAUUAACAACUCCUUAAAUGAACAUUUAAUCAAUUUAAGAAAUCUUGAACUAAUUGAUAUUGCAAUUUCAAUAUUUUAUACUUAAAUUUGGAUCAUGA
Paramecium tetraurelia is the source of this 2432-nucleotide messenger RNA. RefSeq lists its product as uncharacterized. The record is from RefSeq and is a predicted model, not a curated record. The transcript is spliced from 5 exons. Lineage: Eukaryota; Ciliophora; Oligohymenophorea; Peniculida; Parameciidae.